UCAGGUGUGUGUGUGUGUGCGCGUGUGUGUGUGUGUGUGUGUAUGUAUCACUGAUCAAGUCGCGUGCAGUCAUGCUUCGUCCUGCCAGCGGACUCCAGCUCCUCGCGCUCCUGCUGCUGCUGAGCACGAGCCGGUCAGCCGUUCACAACGACGCCACCGAGUCAGUUCACCCUCAGGAGGCCGACGACACCCAGCACGAGCCGGCUGCCGAAGACACGAACCAGGCGAGGAACGGCGGGAGACGGCCGGCUGACUCUGUGCGUAACGGUCCAGACCAGAGCCAGGUGGGCUGCAGGGAGCUGAGGUCCACAAAGUACAUCUCUGAUGGUCAGUGCACGAGCGUCAACCCCAUUAAGGAACUGGUGUGUGCUGGGGAGUGUCUGCCCGCCCACCUGCUGCCCAACUGGAUUGGCGGUGGGGGUUACACUGGUAGGUACUGGAGCCGCCGCGAUGCCCAGGAGUGGCGCUGCGUUAUUGACCGGACCAGGACCCAGCGGAUCCGGCUGCAGUGCCAAGACGGCAGCUCCAGGACCUACAAGAUAACUGUGGUGACCUCCUGCAAGUGCAAGCGCUACUCCAGACAGCAGAAUGACUCAGGACACAAGGACACACCUGUCCACAGUGGUAAACCGAGGAAGAAUCAGAGGAAGGCUGAACUCCCUGAGGAGAGAGCCGGGAGGCAGUCCGACAACUAAAACCCCUGUAAUCCUGCUGUUACAAUGAAAACUCCUAACAGCCGCUAAUGCCUUCAUCAUGAAGUUUAUGGAUGAAUUAUGUGUGCAAAUAAUAACCAAAUAUUUAAGAGGCAGACUAAAUAGAAGUUAAAGUGAGUAGCGUAGAUUUGUCUCUAGAUUCACAUUUUUGUGUCACAAAAAACUGUUUUAAGAUUUCUCUGUUGCUCCGAGUACAGUUAGUUAGUGGAAUAAUUCAAGAUAUUAGGAAAUAAGCUUAUUUGCUUUCUUUCAUACAUUUAGAUGUUCAGAUGGAUAUCAGUCCAAUACGAUACAAUACAAUACCUAUGUUUAAUCUAUAAAAGAAAUGUAGAAACUACAAUCUGGUUUUCAGGGGAGUUACAGGCUGGGACUAUUUCUUGAUAAACAACACUUUAUCUAUCCACUUGGCACUUCUGUAGUAUCUCACUCACUAUAGUGCAGGUCAGCAGAUACGAUCAGUGCUGCUGAACGAAACUGUAUGCAGUCACUGUACUCGGCUAUUGUUCAUCAAGAAGUUGUUCCAGUGCGUAACUCCUGUGUAUUGGAAUUUCCCUUACAACAAACAAGAUACAACAUGUUAAUCAAUUUUACAACUGUUUUACUUUUCCACUUUGUACAGAGCCAGGCUAGCUGUUUUCCCUUGCUUACUGGAUUUAUGCUAAGCUAGGUUAACUACAUCUGGACUUAAAAUGUUGAACUAUUCCUUUGACACUAACCAAAUGAUGUUAAUUUUAAAGAAACAUUUUUCUAAAAUAUGCCACAGUCAGGAAAUGUCAUUCAAUACAGACGACUGACGACGAUACGAAACUGUAUCAUACCAUACAUCUUUAUUGUUGGUUUACACUGAAAUUACACACUACCGUUAAAUAAAUGUACGCAUAGAUUAAACAUACAGUUAGAGGUGUUUAUCUGACAUCCAAAAAUAUAAGAUCUGUUUUUGUAACAAGCAAGUAAAGGCAGUAAAAUUGUUUUUAUUUACUUGCAUAUGUACAAAUUUGAAACGUGACCAUAUGCUGUAAGUACAAAAAAAGUACAAAACAACCGUACAGUAUCUGAACAUUAAAUGGUCAAAUGAAGCACAGGGCUUUACACCAAAUGCUUAAGUUCGACGUUGCUUGGUGCCUGGCUAUUAUUUAAAAAAAUAUCCUCCCUUUGGCAGCUCCCUUUGUGCCAGUCUGAAUUUCCAGAAUGACCUGACUCUACUCUCUCAUUCCACCAGGACUUGGCUGAAUAGCAGGAAAUAAUAGAGGGUCAGAGAUACCAGAACUGACAAUUCAUUUUGUUAUUAUUUCUGUAGACCCCUAGAAAUUCCAUUUAUAUCACUAAAUUGUUUUCCCAAUUAAGCUGUGGUAGCAAACGUAAUUGGUGGCUAGAUUAUGUUUACAGGCAACGUAUGUUUGAGUGAAUGACAAGCUACAGCUAUGUACCCAGCCAGGGAGGUUGUUGGCGCAGGUGGUGGGCAUACAAAGUGAACUUCGACAUAUUGCCAUGAAACAGGAAGUUGUCUUAUCUUGACACAUGCAAACUGCGAGAGCACAUUCGUUGUUCCUUGCAGCUUUUCUGUUGCAAAUUACUUGUAUAUAAACAUACUUUCUAGGACAGGGCUGGGUUAUUUACCUUUCAAUCUAGUCCCAUAGCAUCCGAGUUAGCUGAUUCGUUUUCAUUCAUUUUGCGCUCUACCUCGCUCAAACUAUUAGCUCUGCCUGUACAGGAGGUUUGUGCUGGAAAGAAAUGCCAGGAUAGUUCAUAGUUAAUUGUGUCACAGAUGGUAGUUUUGCCAUAAAUCAUCUUCAUGUAAAAAAUAAUAGAAAACAAUAAUGCAUUAGAUAAUUCAAAGGCUUUACAGACUUUGGAUGCAAGAGAUGUAAAACAUAAUGUUACUAUGAUUCAUAAAGGUUUCAAAUGUGAAGUUAGAUUGAUAUAAUAAAGUGAUACUCAGAUAGCCUAUAGUGUGAAUGUACUGUACAAUAUGUGGGUAAAGUUUUUAUGGGGUUUUUCAGAGUGAAUAGUAUGUAAUUUAUUUUUGUACCAGAACAGUUGAAGUUCUUUUUUUAUAUUUUUGUCAUUGUUUGAAAUAAAUAUGAAAAUACUAAAA
This is a messenger RNA of Morone saxatilis (striped sea-bass), 2808 nucleotides long. Its product is annotated as sclerostin domain-containing protein 1-like. Gene Ontology annotation, molecular function: BMP binding. Gene Ontology annotation, biological process: negative regulation of BMP signaling pathway; negative regulation of Wnt signaling pathway. Bases 72 to 695 code for a protein of 207 amino acids. NCBI's taxonomy places the organism in Eukaryota, Metazoa, Chordata, Actinopteri, Moronidae. The record is from RefSeq and is a predicted model, not a curated record. The transcript is spliced from 2 exons.